Messenger RNA from Octodon degus (degu), 2708 nucleotides. It is a transcript of the gene Insm1, whose product is annotated as INSM transcriptional repressor 1. Gene Ontology annotation, biological process: neuron differentiation; negative regulation of transcription by RNA polymerase II; regulation of cell cycle process. Bases 136 to 1623 code for a protein of 495 amino acids. The transcript has a single exon. Gene Ontology annotation, molecular function: RNA polymerase II cis-regulatory region sequence-specific DNA binding; DNA-binding transcription repressor activity, RNA polymerase II-specific. NCBI's taxonomy places the organism in Eukaryota, Metazoa, Chordata, Mammalia, Rodentia, Octodontidae. Gene Ontology annotation, cellular component: transcription repressor complex; nucleus. The record is from RefSeq and is a predicted model, not a curated record.
AGAGCCGGGCUGAGCCGUCAUCCCCGGCGCCACGCGAGUCCGAAGCCGCCGCGCCCGCGCCAUGGGCCGGGGACUCUGAGGGCGGCCGGGCGGCGGAGAAGGGAACGAGCGGCCGCGCCCUCGCGCCGCGCCACCAUGCCCCGCGGCUUCCUGGUGAAGCGCAGCAAGAAGUCCACUCCCGUGUCCUACCGCGUCCGCGGCGGCGAGGACGGCGACUGCGCGCCGCUGCUGUCGCCGAGCUGCGGGGGCGCCCGCGCCGAGCCCCCCGCGCCCAGCCCUGGGGCCCCUCCGCCGCCGCCCACGGAGCGCGCCCAUGCGGUGCUCGCUGCCGCGCUCGCCUGCGCGCCGCCCCCGCCGGGCCCGCGGGCCGCGCACUUCGGCAACCCCGAGGCCGCGCACCCCGCGCCGCUCUACAGCCCCACGCGGCCCGUGAGCCGGGAGCACGAGAGGCACCGCUUCUUUGAGCGCAGCUUCAACCUGGGCUCGCCGGUCUCCGCCGAGUCCUUCCCCACGCCCGCCGCACUGCUCGGAGGCGCCGGGGCAGGCGGUGCGGGAGCGGGCACGGGCGGCACCUGCGGCGGCGACGCGCUGCUUUUCGGGCCAGCCGAGCUCAAGAUGGGCACGGCGUUCUCCGCAGGUGCGGACGCCGCCAGGGCUCCCCCGCCGCCCCCGGCGGCCGCGCUGCGUCCCCCGGGCAAGCGGCCCGCGCCCCCUGCCGAGCCUCCAGCCAAGGCCGCCAAGGCUCCGGGCACCAAGAAGCCCAAGGCCAUCCGCAAGCUGCACUUCGAAGACGAGGUGACCACGUCGCCGGUGCUGGGGCUGAAGAUCAAAGAGGGCCCGGUGGAGGCGCCGCGGGGCCGCGCGGGGGGCACAGCGCGGCCGCUGGGCGAGUUCAUCUGCCAGCUGUGCAAGGAGGAGUACGCCGACCCGUUUGCGCUGGCGCAGCACAAGUGCUCGCGCAUCGUGCGCGUGGAGUACCGCUGCCCCGAGUGCGCCAAGGUCUUCAGCUGCCCGGCCAACCUGGCCUCGCACCGCCGCUGGCACAAGCCGAGGCCUGCGCCCGCCGCCGCGCGCGCGCCCGAGCCCGAAGCCGCCUCUAGGGCCGAGUCGCGGGAGGGUGCUGGCGGCAGCGACCGUGACACGCCGAGCCCCGGUGGCAUAUCCGAGUCCGGCUCCGAGGAUGGGCUCUACGAGUGCCACCACUGCGCCAAGAAGUUCCGCCGCCAGGCCUAUCUGCGCAAGCACCUGCUGGCGCACCACCAGGCGCUGCAGGCCAAGGGCGCGCCGCCCGCACCCGCCGCUGAGGACCUACUGGCCUUGUACCCCGGGCCCGACGACAAGGCGCCCCAAGAGGCGGCCGGCGACGGUGAGGCGGCCGCGGUGCUCGGCCUGAGCGCAUCCGCCGAGUGCCAUCUGUGCCCGGUGUGCGGGGAGACGUUCCCCAGCAAGGGCGCCCAGGAGCGCCACCUGCGCCUGCUGCACGCUGCCCAGGUGUUCCCCUGCAAGUACUGCCCGGCCACCUUCUACAGCUCGCCCGGCCUCACGCGGCACAUCAACAAGUGCCACCCGUCAGAGAACAGACAGGUGAUCCUCCUGCAGGUGCCCGUGCGUCCUGCCUGCUAGGGCGCACCCGCACCCAGGCGCCCAGAACUGUGCCUUCGCUUGGAGACCCGCACGGAGAGCGCGCCCGGGUGUCCGGCCUCCGGGUGAAAGUGUCCUCCUCGCUUCUCUUGGUGUGGCGUGCUGGUAACCCCAUCCUCUCGUGGUGACUCCUCCUGGAGCCCCGUUUUGCGUUGUGUCCCCCUUCGUGGUGCCGCAGGAGUCCACCCCUUUCGGUCAGGGGGAGGAAAGCUGUACGCGUGUGUCUCGUGGUCGGAUGCUUUCCCUCGCCGCUGGGCGAAGCGGUUUUUCUUGCUAGUAUUCACUGUGUUCAUGGUCUAGAAACGCGGUUUGCUCUCGCCUACCAAUCUCUGCUCUGUGUGUGUAGCGUACGGGUUGUUUUGGGUGAAUCUUGAGGAAUAAAUGCCUUUAUAUUUCACAGGCUGUAAAUCGAACUUCCCCCACGAUUAGCUUUAUUAUGGCUUGUGAACUGCUGGAGUCUGGCUUUACCUUUUUGUAUGUGAACAAAUCAAAUUGCUUAAAAAGAGUUUUCUUUAGUAUAGCCGCAAAUGCCUUGGACUGUUGUCUGUCUGGGACGUUUUGGGAGGGAGGGAAGGGAAUCUUCAAAAGAUGCUGUAGUAACUGCCUCAAUAUCGCGCAUACGGCUUUUUGGUUUGAUCAUCUUUAUUGAGGUAGGACUAUGAGUUCCCUCUAAGUGUAUAUUUUGAUUUAUGAGUAAUUGUUAUUUAUUCUUUAUUUAUUUAUAUUAAUUAUAAGAUGAUAUUAUUUGAUUGCAGAUUGUUUUGGUGCGCUCUUCCUCCCUGCCUCUCUCGACAUUUCACUGUGCAUUUUAGAUGAGAGCCUUUUUUCUAAAGGGAUCUGCUCAAAGUUUUAACUUUUAUACCUUUCUGAGGGAAUUACAGACAACCUACCAUUUUAUUCUGCUUAGAGGGCCCCCCAAGGCCCGUGUACAACUGACAGCUCUUACUUUUAAAUGCAAUCUCUUUUCUACAUACAUUAUUUUCUUAAUUGUUAGCUAUUUAUAGAAAGCUUCAAUAGAACUGUUUCGACUGUAUAAAUAUUUACUAUUCAAAUAAAAUAUUUUCAAA